GGGUAGCCACUAAAUGUAUGGAGUUGCGGGGAAUGGACUUUUGGAGUACCUCGUACUUCCACAAUGUCAUGUACCAUGUACUCUUUAACUUGGGUACGAUACCGUACCUUGUACUAGUACCCUAUCGGCAGUGUCAAUAACGUGUAUGUGUAGACUAAUAAAGCACCGCACCACGCCAUAAGUGCCACAUGUACAUCGUACCGGUACCGCUGUGGGUGGUCUUAUAAAAUUGUUCUGCCGGAUUGAAGAUCGAGGCCAUUCUUUCAAACCUGAGGCAUUCACAGCCACAACCACGAUGGACCCUAAACUCGAGGCCGAGAAACAACAACUUCAGGCGCUGCCGAUGACAGCGGGGUCAGAGAAAGACGCCUUGGAUGCUACUAACACCAACGAUUACACACCUGAGAUGGACUCCUCAGCUACUACCAGAGACACCCGGCCCGUUGCUAAGGGAGGGAUGAGUUGGUUGAGCGAUGCAUCCGCAACAAAGAGACGGCUUGAGAACGUGACGGAGGACGCUUGCAUACGGCUUUCCCAAGACAUGCAGUUGUCGACACUCAAGCCUGUCGCCACAUCGAAGACUGACCCAGAUACAGAAGCCUCGAUGGAGAUGCCUGCAAGGAUGGCAAAGGAGGAUUUCAUCGGAGAACAAACUGAUACCGGUAUCUCACCACUGCCUUCGGAGGAUUUGUCGAAUCGACUACGUUGGUCAGGAAACUCAAACCCAGGAGCAUUUGCUAUUGAUGGCAUUGGCGGGGAAUGCGCCACAGUAUUAACAACGGAUGACACCGUAGCUGCAGGCAACCAUGAUGAACUCGAGGAGGCAAGUCCAAGUCCAAGCCCCGAUCCGAUUGGCGAGACGCUAGUUAUAGCAGAGCUUGCUGUGGACCGUGAUGACGAGCUAGAGGCCAAGGAAAAGGAGAACCAAGAAUUGCGAGCAGAGUUGCAGCGACUGGCAGCUGGUGUGCCUGUCGCCCAGGGAGUGGUUGACCUAGAAAUGGGCGACACGAUCCCAGCCAAGGAGCAAGAGGCAAACGAAUACAAUGGAUCCUCCGGGUGGGGUGGAAAGAUGCUGAAGCUGGUUGGAUUUGUACUAGUAGUAGCGCUGGUUUCGGCUGUUCUCGCAGCUAUCGCAGCUUCAAAGACCAACAAGGACAGGGAAGCAGGGGGCAGAUCCAUCCUGGGGCUUCAGCCUGUUCUUGAAACGAUCAGGAAGAAUGGCGUUGUGCGAUGUCGUGCGGAGACUUUUGAAGUGAAGCAAGGUUUUGGAUUUACUAUUGACUUGUGUCAUGCCUUGGCAGCGGCAAUCUUUGACGACGCAUCGAAGGUAACCUUUCCCAUCAUUCAGUUCCGACAGCAGUUUGCAGCAAUCGCCAAUGGGACAGUGGAUGUAUCCACAACACUCAACACGAACAACAUGGAGCGAGACGUUUAUCACAUGGAAUCCGGACAUGGUUUUACCUUCUCAGAUCCCUUUUACUUCUCCCAAAUGACGUUUGGAGGUAUUCCAGAAUAUGUUGACUGUGUCGAUCGGGAAGACAGCUUUGAAGGCAUUUGCCGGGAUCUGCAGAUCUGUGUCAUUGCUCACACAACAGGCCAGGACACGCUUGACAAAUUCAUGCCAGGGUCUGCACAGUUGCUUGUCGAGAAUGGUGUGGCUGUGGUCGAAAACUUUGCCAAUGGAAACUGCAAUGUAAUGACUGGAGUCUAUGUGGAAAUCAAUGAAAAGAGGAUCAGAGAGAAUGGCUACACGGGAGAGUACAAGUUCUCUGAGAGAGGGUCAUGGUCUUCUGAGCCACUGGCCAUGAUCACAAGGCAGAGUGAUGCAGAAUGGUCUGACUUUGUCAAUCUAAUCCUUCGAUCACUCAUCGCGGCAGAUGCACUCAACAUCACCCAAGAAACAGCAAGGAUGUUUCCCAAAUCAAACCGCUUUGGUGAAGACUAUCGAGAUAUGUUCAUCCGUGCAAUUGGAGCUGUAGGGAACUACGGAGAAAUUUACGCCCGCCACUAUGAGGAGAAAGUUCCUCGGUCUGGUAUGAAUAGGAUAAGCGUCAACGGAGACCCUGAACUGGGUGGAGUUUUGUAUGCAAAUCCCUUUGGAGAUCUGCUGAUUGACGAGAGUUUGCAGCAGCAUGUGUUACCGGGCCCCAUUGAAAAUGGUACCAUGGAAGCUGUGCGAGAGAGAGGCCAUCUUCGCUGUGGUUUGGCUAGUGAACGCAAGGGCUUCGCCGAAUACAACGAGACUUCCGGGUUGUGGUCAGGGCUAGACAUUGAGUUUUGCAAAGCCAUUGCAGCGUCCAUGUUUGCAGGCAGAGUUGAUGGAGUAGUUCAGUAUUGGAAUUCGAAGAAUGACACCACAGCGCAACUCAAAGCGCUUUCUGAUGGACAUGUUGAUGUCCUAGUGGGUGGAUACGUGAGACUAUCAUGGCUGGAAGCAAACCAAAAGCUUACCUUCAGCCCUGCAUACUUUUUUGAGUCAGACGGAGCUGGACGAACAAUGAUGACGAGCAAACAAGAUCCGCAGUGGUCAGAUCUAGUGAGGUGGGUGCAUCAGGGCACAAUCUAUGCUGAAAGCAGCGGUAUUGCACGAGGCAAUGCUGCAGAGAUGCCACCCGUUGAGCUUUUUGGAUCCCAAUACAGGCAAUUGUUCAGGGACAUGAUCAGAGCAACGGGAAACUACAAGGAGAUGUACAUGGGAACACUUGAGCAGCACAUUCCUCGUCAAGGACGAAACUUGCUAAGCACAGGAAACGAUCCUGGCCUUAUUGUCAAUUCCUUUGAUGAGGCGUGAUCUCCUGGCAGGCUUGGUUUCAGUGUGUACAAAUAGAAGCGAACUAUUGUAAAAUAGCCUGAAGGAUUAUAGCUGCUGCCUUUACUUGCUGUGGUGUUGCAGCACAAGUGCUUAAACCAGGUCCAAAACAUGCCAAAAUGGGACAAGCAAGGGCGAGGGGGUGCGGGUAGCUAUAGUGCCAGUCCAGCAAGUUUUUGCGUCGAGGGAUGCUCUGCUCUACCAUGAGAGGCAGGGGCAUGUUCAAGAUCAAGCAAGUAGCCACAAUUGGCAAGCACAAAACGAGAGAAGUUUUCAUGUACCAGUAUUCCGGGAAACGAUAUAACUGCGCAACGACGAACGGCAUAUUUGGUAUCUUGGCUUCCUGCUGUGGCGAGGUUUAGAGUUCCCAAACUAGACUGGCAAAAGUCCAGAAAACUGUUUGCGGCCCUCUGCCCUCUACUAUUAAUGGAGCCCGUCUUAGCACGGAUUAAGAACGAUGCUUCCUGGCUCUUCACGCGAUGGCGAAACCACUUGCAUUCUGGUCCAGGGAGGAUCCAUCACCUGUAUCUUUUUCAUCUUUCAACACCGACUGACCUCUUCCCAGCGACUAGGAGCCCCCCGGUUGUUGGCCCGUCGGUCCCAUCGAUUGACAGCCUGUUUGUGGCAAUGGUUCAAACCUUUUUGCGCUUGUUGGUGUCCAGGACAAGAUUUGGUCCCGCAUCAAAACUUGUGUGUGUUGUGUGUUGGCCAUUAAUUGCUCUAGCUUGCUCACUGUUUUUCUGUUUUUACCAUUUGUGCUACUAGGUAUCUCCAAAUGGUCGUUUACUAGAAAGCCAGCCAGAAAGGGAAGGACGAGAGACCAAAGG
This is a messenger RNA of Seminavis robusta, 3636 nucleotides long. NCBI's taxonomy places the organism in Eukaryota, Bacillariophyta, Bacillariophyceae, Naviculales, Naviculaceae. The record is from the annotation of a GenBank genome assembly.